AUGUCGAGUCUCUCAUCCUCUCACUCGGACGGUUUGGAAGAGGAACUUACUGAGUGGUUUGCCUCCACCAUACAGGCGGCAGCGGGUGAGAAGAGAGAGCAUCUUUAUAAGGUGCUGGUCAUAGGAGACUUGGGAGUCGGCAAAACCAGUGUCAUCAAGAGAUACGUCCAUCAGUUCUUCUCACAACACUACAGAGCCACAAUUGGUGUCGACUUUGCCUUAAAAGUGAUUAACUGGGAUGCAGAUACACUAAUCAGAUUACAACUAUGGGAUAUAGCAGGUCAAGAAAGGUUCGGCAACAUGACCAGAGUAUACUACAAAGAAGCUGUAGGGGCUUUCAUCGUCUUUGACGUGACCAGGGUGUCAACGUUUGAAGCCGUAGCCAAGUGGAAGCAUGAUUUAGACUCAAAAGUGCAACUCCCCAACGGUAGUACCAUUCCAGCUGUUCUAUUAGCUAAUAAGUGUGAUCAAACCAAAGAAGGCCUUGUGAAUAAUAGCAGUCAGAUGGACGAGUACUGCAAGGAUAAAGGAUUUAUCAACUGGUUUGAGACAUCGGCCAAAGACAACAUCAACAUUGAUGAAGCUGCAAGGUUUCUAGUCACCAGUAUCCUAGCAAACGACAAAGCAAUAAACCACGAGGAGACGGAACCGGAUGGGGACCCUUUCAAGUUAGAUGGUGAAAAACCACCGGUAGAAGAGAAGGGGGCAUGUUGCUGACCCCUCAGCUAUUACCCUUCCUCCCCCCCCCCUCUUCUCUCCCUUUUCUACCAUUCAGUGGCAUAUAUGUAUUUACAUGUGCAGUACACCUAUUAUUCCACAGCUAUUAAAAUGAAUUUAUACCUGAGCUGUAUGGUGUCUGUAACUCACUAAUCAGUCACUGUUGGAUUGGAAUGUAAUGUACGUAAAUCUAUUUAAGGCAUAUGUUCACCCAAUCUCAAUUAUUUGUAUAUGUGAGAUCCAUGCUGGCUCGCAAGCAGAUCUAGGGCAAUUAGAGGCAAGAUUAUUAUGUUUGACCCAUACAUUGAGACUCUUGACAAACGGGUUCUAAUUUAAAGCUAUCAAAUCAACUUGUAUAUUUUUAAACAAAAGUUUACUAAUAUAUUCAUUUCACAUUGGUCAUUUUCUUUUGAUAUCUUUUUAUCAUUUUUAUUCGAGAAAUCUUUGUUCAAGGUUACGCUUCUACUGAAUAGUAAGUUGACUGAAAACGGUAACACGCUUACACAGAGCUACCAUGUCUCACGCAUUAUGCGUGAGACUCAAGCAUUUUGGACUCUUGUUCAUCCCCUAAAGUCUCUGUCUC
This is a messenger RNA of Lytechinus variegatus (green sea urchin), 1300 nucleotides long. Its product is annotated as ras-related protein Rab-32-like. Gene Ontology annotation, cellular component: late endosome; trans-Golgi network; phagocytic vesicle. The transcript is spliced from 6 exons. The record is from RefSeq and is a predicted model, not a curated record. Gene Ontology annotation, biological process: endosome to lysosome transport; phagosome-lysosome fusion. Bases 1 to 717 code for a protein of 238 amino acids. Lineage: Eukaryota; Metazoa; Echinodermata; Echinoidea; Temnopleuroida; Toxopneustidae. Gene Ontology annotation, molecular function: GTPase activity; GTP binding.